AUGAAGCUGCACUGUGAGGUGGAAGUGAUCAGCCGGCACUUGCCGGCCUUGGGGCUGAGGAACCGGGGCAAGGGUGUCCGAGCUGUGUUGAGCCUCUGUCAGCAGACGCCCAGGAGUCAGCCGCGGCCCCGGGCCGGGGGCGAGCCGGGCAGUUCGCACCCCGCUUGCCUGCUCAUCUGCACCCUGAAGGACAAGCGCGGAACCCGCUAUGAGCUAAAGGAGAACAUUGAGCAAUUCUUCACCAGAUUUGUGGAUGAGGGGAAAGCUACUGUUCGGUUAAAGGAGCCUCCUGUGGAUAUCUGUCUAAGUAAGGCCAAUUCCAGCAGUUUAAGAGGUUUCCUUUCAUCUGUGAGACUGGCUUAUAGAGGCUGCGAUGUUGAUACACCACUUUCAAUGCUCACACCAGUGAAGACUUCAGAAUUUGAAAAUUUUAAAACUAAAAUGGUUAUCACAUCCAAAAAGGACUAUCCUCUAAGCAAGAACUUUCCAUAUUCUCUGGAACAUCUUCAGACUUCUUAUUGUGGGCUUGUCCGAGUUGAUAUGCGUAUGCUUUGCUUAAAAAACCUUAGGAAAUUAGACUUGAGUCACAAUCAUAUAAAGAAGCUUCCAGCUACGAUUGGAGACCUAAUACACCUUCAGGAACUUAACCUGCAUGACAAUCACUUGGAGUCAUUUAGUGUAGCCUUGUGUCAAUCUACACUUCAGAAGUCACUUAGGAGUUUGGAUCUCAGCAAAAACAAAAUCAAGGCACUCCCUGUGCAGUUUUGCCAGCUCCAGGAACUUACAGAAUUAAAACUUGAUGAUAAUGAAUUGAUUCAAUUUCCUUUCAAGAUAGGACAACUAAAAAACCUUCGUUUUUUGUCAGCAGCUCGAAAUAAGCUUCCGUAUUUGCCUAAUGAGUUUAAAAGUUUAUCCCUUGAGUAUGUGGAUCUUUUUGGAAAUACUUUUGAAAAACCAAAAGUCCUUCCAGUUAUAAUGCUGCAAGUGCCGUUAACUCUACUGGAAUGUUCUGCACAAACCAUACUAAAUAAUAGGAUUCCAUAUAGCUCCCGUAUCAUUCCUUUCCAUCUUUGCCAAGAUUUGGAUUCUGCAAAAACCUGUGUUUGUGGAAGAUUCUGUCUAAACAGUUUCAUUCAAGGAACUACCACCAUGAAUCUACACUCUGUUGCUCACACUGUGGUCUUAGUAGAUAAUAUGGGUGGUACUGAAGCACCUAUUAUCUCUUACUUCUGUUCUGUAGCCUGUUAUGUAAAUUCUACUGAUAUGUUGAAGUAA
Galeopterus variegatus (Sunda flying lemur) is the source of this 1275-nucleotide messenger RNA. It is a transcript of the gene LRR1, whose product is annotated as leucine rich repeat protein 1. The record is from RefSeq and is a predicted model, not a curated record. The transcript is spliced from 4 exons. Gene Ontology annotation, molecular function: protein binding. NCBI's taxonomy places the organism in Eukaryota, Metazoa, Chordata, Mammalia, Dermoptera, Cynocephalidae. Bases 1 to 1275 code for a protein of 424 amino acids.